Molecule: messenger RNA, 1992 nt
Organism: Rangifer tarandus platyrhynchus (Svalbard reindeer)
Lineage: Eukaryota; Metazoa; Chordata; Mammalia; Artiodactyla; Cervidae
Source: the annotation of a GenBank genome assembly
AUGAUCCACGAACUGCUCUUGGCUCUGAGCGGGUACCCAGGGUCCAUUUUCACCUGGAACAAGCGGAGUGGCCUCCAGGUGUCACAGGACUUCCCAUUUCUUCAUCCCAGUGAAACCAGUGUCUUGAAUCGACUCUGCCGGCUGGGCACGGACUACAUUCGCUUUACUGAGUUCAUAGAACAGUACACGGGCCAUGUGCAGCAGCAGGAUCACCAUCCAUCUCAGCAGAGCCAAGGUGGGUCACAUGGAAUCUACCUCAGGGCCUUCUGCACGGGGCUGGAUUCAGUUUUGCAGCCUUACCGCCAAGCACUACUUGAUUUGGAGCAAGAGUUCCUGGCUGACCCCCACCUCUCCAUAUCACAUGUCAAUUACUCCUUAGAUCAGUUCCAGCUCCUUUUCCCCUCUGUGAUGGUUGUAGUAGAACAAAUUAAAAGUCAAAAGAUUCACGGCUGUCAGAUCCUGGAAACAGUAUACAAACACAGCUGUGGAGGUUUGCCUCCUGUUCGCAGUGCACUAGAAAAGAUCCUGGCCGUGUGUCAUGGGGUCAUGUAUAAGCAGCUGUCAGCCUGGAUGUUACACGGGCUCCUCUUGGAUCAGCACGAGGAGUUCUUUAUCAAGCAGGGCCCGUCUUCCGGGAAUGUCAGCGCCCAGCCAGAAGAGGAUGAGGAGGACCUGGGCAUUGGGGGACUGACCGGAAAACAGCUGAGGGAGCUCCAGGACUUGCGCCUGAUAGAGGAGGAGAACAUGCUGGCGCCCUCUCUCAAGCAGUUUUCUCUGCGAGUGGAGAUUCUGCCGUCCUACAUUCCAGCGAGGGUUGCUGAAAAAAUCCUCUUUGUGGGAGAGUCUGUCCAGAUGUUCGAAAAUCAAAAUGUAAACCUGACCAGGAAAGGAUCCAUCCUGAAGAACCAGGAAGACACUUUUGCUGCAGAGUUGCACCGUCUCAAGCAGCAGCCCCUCUUUAGCCUGGUGGACUUUGAGCAGCUGGUGGAUCGUAUUCGCAGUACCGUGGCCGAGCAUCUCUGGAAGCUGAUGGUGGAAGAGUCAGAUUUACUGGGUCAACUGAAGAUCAUUAAAGACUUUUACCUUCUGGGACGUGGAGAACUGUUUCAGGCCUUCAUUGAUACAGCUCAGCACAUGUUAAAAACACCACCCACUGCAGUAACUGAACAUGACGUGAACGUGGCCUUCCAGCAGUCAGCACACAAGGUGCUGCUGGACGACGACAACCUGCUCCCUCUGCUGCACCUGACGAUCGAGUAUCACGGCAAGGAGCACAAAGAUGCUACUCAGGCAAGAGAAGGGCCUUCUAGGGAAACUUCUCCGCGGGAAGCCCCAGCAUCCGGCUGGGCGGCCCUGGGUCUUUCCUACAAAGUGCAGUGGCCACUACACAUUCUCUUCACCCCUGCUGUCCUGGAAAAGUACAAUGUUGUUUUCAAGUAUUUGCUGAGUGUGCGCCGGGUGCAAGCUGAGCUGCAGCACUGCUGGGCCCUACAGAUGCAGCGCAAGCACCUCAAGUCCAACCAGACCGAUGCGGUCAAGUGGCGCCUAAGAAACCACAUGGCAUUCUUGGUGGAUAAUCUUCAGUACUACCUCCAGGUCUACGUGUUGGAGUCUCAGUUCUCACAGCUGCUUCAUCAAAUCAAUUCAACCCGAGACUUUGAAAGCAUCCGACUGGCUCACGACCACUUCCUGAGCAAUCUGCUGGCCCAAUCCUUUAUCCUGUUGAAACCUGUGUUUCACUGCCUGAAUGAAAUCUUAGAUCUCUGCCACAGCUUCUGCUCACUGGUCAGUCAGAACCUGGGCCCACUGGAUGAACGUGGGGCUGCCCAGCUCAGCAUCCUGGUAAAGGGUUUUAGCCGCCAAUCUUCACUCCUAUUCAAGAUUCUCUCCAGUGUUCGCAAUCAUCAGAUCAACUCGGAUUUGGCUCAGCUACUCUUACGACUAGAUUAUAACAAAUAUUACACCCAGGCUGGUGGCACUCUGGGCAGGUAA